This is a messenger RNA of Triplophysa rosa, 2279 nucleotides long. RefSeq names its product G protein pathway suppressor 2 (gene gps2). Gene Ontology annotation, cellular component: transcription regulator complex. The coding region runs from base 555 to 1583 and encodes 342 amino acids. Lineage: Eukaryota; Metazoa; Chordata; Actinopteri; Cypriniformes; Nemacheilidae. The transcript is spliced from 11 exons. The record is from RefSeq and is a predicted model, not a curated record. Gene Ontology annotation, molecular function: transcription coregulator activity. Gene Ontology annotation, biological process: regulation of transcription by RNA polymerase II.
UGCUAAAUGCGUCAUGAAGACACACCCACACCGGAAGUGCGACAACUGGGUUUCCUGACAUUUUCAUUUUGGUCAACAACUGUCAGUUAUUUGUUUUCUUUACGGAUAUUCUUCAAACAAGCUCAGCAUACUUUUAAUCUCGGAAACGGACAAAAGUGCGUCACAUGAAAAUUUCAUUGCGAGACUUUCUUUCUGUUGCCUGAUUUUUUUGCUGGCUAAGCUAACUUAGCUGACUGACCUGUCACUUGAGCCGUUAGUCUGCUAGCCUAAUGCUUGUGUGUUAAUGCAACAUACUGGAAGUCAGUAAUAUUAAAAUGACUAUGUCCUUUGAAAUCAUGUCUAUGGAAGAUUGCUUUUACGGACAGAUUUAGUGAAUAACGUUAGACUGUCAACGCCGUCGUCGGGCUGCUGCAAGCAUAGCUAGUUAGCGUAUGAAAUAGCCUUCCCACUUCAUUUAUUUGCAAAUUUAUUACGUUAAUUUGUUUUUCAGAUUACCACCUUUUUACUGUUUAAUACUUUGCUCUCAUUCGUAGUCUUUGGUUUUAAGAUUUAAUAUGCUGGCACCACCAGUUCCCACCAUUAUGCCGGCUCUUCUGGAGAGGCCCAAAUUGUCCAAUGCAAUGGCACGUGCCUUACACAAGCACAUUAUGAGGGAGAGGGAGCGGAAGAGGCAAGAGGAGGAAGAGGUUGACAAAAUGAUGGAACAGAAACUAAAGGAGGAGGAAGAGAGAAAAAGGAAGAAGGAGAUGGAGGAGAGGAUGUCUUUAGAGGAAACUAAAGAGCAGAUUAUGAAGAUGGAGGAGAAGCUGCAGUGUCUUCAGGAGGAGAAGCACCAGCUCUUCCUGCAGCUGAAAAAAGUCCUUCACGAAGAAGAGAAAAGACGACGGAAGGAACAGAAUGACAUGACAACUCUGACUUCGACAACAUACCAGCCCAACAUGGCCAUCCACACAGGACAGCACAUUCUCAGCAUGCAAGCGAGUCAGGUGAGUCAUGGGCGCCCUGGGGCUCUUCUGGGAGAACGAAGCAAACAGCUCUUCCAGUCACCGGUCAUCCCUACACGUCAUUUCCAGUCUCAGGUUGGAUUUAGUGCAGGUGCAACAGAGCAUGGGCAGUACUCUGGAGCCCAGCCUACUCACAGCCCAUACGGAGUCACCCAACCACAGCAUACAUCGCCUUUUGCUUCUGCUCAGCCGGUGCCAGCCAACUAUGCCAGUGGUUCACAACUAAGAGGUGCAUCUGCAUUUCAGGCCAUGCAGUAUUUGCCCCAUCAGCAACAGGGCUAUGCAGUUCACAGUCACUUCACGUCACAGCAAGGAUAUAUUCCCAGCGCUGGGAUCCCUCUGCAGAAACAGCUGGAACAUGCAAACCAGCAGUCCGGCUUCACGGACUCUAGUCCUCUGAGGCCCAUGCAUCCCCAGGCUCUACAUGUCAGUGCUGCCGGUUUGCUGCCCACUCCUUCCAUUGCUGUCCAGAUCCCUCCUGGCAAGGCUACAUUUCAGAGCACUUCUCAACCAACCCCUCGCCACACCUACCUCUCCCACUGCCAACCAGGGCAGAGAUUUUAUCAUCACGGCAAAUAGCUAUCAUCUUCAUUGAUCAACUUGCAAGACAUUGGGGACAAGACAAGAUCCAUCCAUGUGAUGGAAAGCUCAAAGCAAACACAGCACACAUAGCUUGGCAUCAUAGUGUUAUGAUUUAGAACACAUGACUGUAUUACAGUCACAAGCACGUUUUUUUCUCUGCUAGACCUCCCUUUUUAACAGGGUACAUGCUAUUUACCUAAAUAUUACAGUGGGAUGUGUCUGAAUGCUUAUUUUUUAUUUAUUUGAAAGCACCAGUGCCAAUGUUAGUAGCAUCACAACACCACCAGUAAAUGACUAAACUAAACUAGUUUAAAAACCUAAACUAUAAACGGAACAGAAUAUUCUGUUGUCACGUUCUUUAACAGACCUCCCACUCAAGGCUGUCUCUAAUUUUCAUCAUGUAUGCACUUCCCUUAUUCAAGCUACCACAGGAAAAUAAUAUUUUCAUAUGAUUUUAAAAUUGUAAAUGCAAUGUUUAGACAACCAACUGAAUUUCACAAAGUUGCACUUAAAAUUCUGUUAAACAGAGCUUGUAAACAUAGUAAUAAAUAGUAAAAAAAAGAAUAAAACAACUGGUGUUUUUCCAUUUUUUGUUCUUUUAAGUGUUGUCUAUAUGAGUUGUGAUCUACGUAUGUAAAAUAUAACUUGUAUCUAACAGCCGAACAACUAAAUAUAAAGCACAUUUUAAUACAU